AUGGUGACCACCAGGCCGUACACGGAUUUGGGGAUGACGGAAUCGGAGAACGUGGGAUUAGUAGGUCGCAGUGACAAGCACAUCGUUCUGAUCAACUCAAAUGAAGUUCCGUUUUACCAUUUGGUGCAUUAUUUCACACGGGAAACGAUGCACAACGAGCCACAAGUGCACGAUUUGAAUAUUGCCUACUUCCUGUACUACACGCACAUGUACUUUGCAUGGAUGCAAGUUGAACCUAACCUGUCAGUAGUGGCGGUUGAGCAAGGCUCGAACCACUCCGAAUUGUACGGCGCCAAUAUGGCUUUGCCUAUUCCCGCGUUGACAACCAUGUAUGCACCGGGGAAUAUCACAAAAGUGUUGGCUUUUGUACGCGAGUGCUAUGAACAUGUGCGGGAGGUGAAUCACUUAAACAAAACCGCUCAUGCGUUCGUCUCCACUCUACGCACUUCCGCCACAUUGGAAAUCAAUCAGAAACUGGUUGAAGAAACGACAAAACGAUUUCGCGAAAUGAGUGAACCAGGGGCAUAUCAUUUGCUCUGGGAGGAUCAGACAUUGAUGGUGAGUUUUUGA
This is a messenger RNA of Echinostoma caproni, 570 nucleotides long. NCBI's taxonomy places the organism in Eukaryota, Metazoa, Platyhelminthes, Trematoda, Plagiorchiida, Echinostomatidae. The record is from the annotation of a GenBank genome assembly.